AUGAUGGAUAGUGAUGAGGAAGAUGUGAAAAAGAAACCGUUUCCUUCGUUGUUUCUUUUUUUGCUGAAGCCGUGUUCGAUGCAGCUGCAGGCAAAUGGCAUGGCAGACAAAAUGUACAUAUACUUUACAUCUCUCAUAUACAAAGGUACAUCUCAUAGGUCGAACAUCCGCAAUAAAGCGGCUGAUGCCAUCAAGCCUCAUCUGAAUCGCUUUGUGCAGUGUUGA
Messenger RNA from Soboliphyme baturini, 225 nucleotides. NCBI's taxonomy places the organism in Eukaryota, Metazoa, Nematoda, Enoplea, Dioctophymatida, Soboliphymatidae. The record is from the annotation of a GenBank genome assembly.